Molecule: messenger RNA, 531 nt
Organism: Entamoeba nuttalli P19
Lineage: Eukaryota; Evosea; Mastigamoebida; Endamoebidae
Product: WWE domain containing protein
Exons: 1
Coding region: 1-531 (176 amino acids)
Source: RefSeq, a predicted model, not a curated record
AUGAGUAAAAUAUAUAGAGAACCUACUGUUUACUAUCAAUGGGAAUGGGAAGAAGUUAAGGGUGUGUUUUUUUCUUCAAGAUGGACCCCUUAUAGAAGAGCAGAAAAUAAAUUACUUGAAGAACAUUAUCAAGAAUUUCUUGAUGAAAUAUAUAUUGGAACUGUAAGUUUGUCUAAUGUUCAACAAAAAAAACAAUUAACGGUUGGUGACUAUGAAAUUGAUUUUAAAAAUUUAAAACAAGUUAAUAAACAAACUGGUACUACAAGAAGUAUCCGAAGAGUUAGAGUUGAAAUUGAAUGGGAUAAUAUUCAGUGGUGCUAUAGUGGUAAGCCUUGUAGUAGUCAUAUAUCAAAAAUACUCGAAGAUAACUACAUUAAAUAUGUUGCUGGUGGAGAUGAAGUUAUUGAACUGACUUUAGGAAAAAAACAUCAAAAAUAUUCAAUAGAUUAUGUUACAUUUGUCCAAAAAAAUCUUACAACUAAUACGUAUCGAAAAUUAUCAAGAGUUGUAUUACCAAAUAUAACUAAUUGA